Molecule: messenger RNA, 1547 nt
Organism: Fusarium oxysporum Fo47
Lineage: Eukaryota; Fungi; Ascomycota; Sordariomycetes; Hypocreales; Nectriaceae
Product: RmlC-like cupin domain-containing protein
Exons: 1
Coding region: 178-1443 (421 amino acids)
Biological process (GO): carbohydrate metabolic process; GDP-mannose biosynthetic process
Cellular component (GO): cytosol
Molecular function (GO): zinc ion binding; mannose-6-phosphate isomerase activity
Source: RefSeq, a predicted model, not a curated record
UAUCAUUGUCGCCUGACGUCAACGAUAGUGAUGACAAAAUGACGAUGAAUUCGGCUGUUGGAGCUCAACACUAUAUCAGCUGCGAGUGGCCAUAUAUCAAUGAGAACUACUACUGUUUAGUUGCCCACUGUCACUGACCCAGAAGAAAAAUUACAGUUCUUUGCAUUGAAUCUCAAAAUGUCGACACCAGCAGCUUCCUUCUAUCAGCUCCGUUGCGGCUGCAACCAAUACCCAUGGGGUAAACAAGGUUCUAACUCUCUAUCUGCACGACUCUGUGAAAAGACGCCGGGAUGGGAUGGGGAUGGAAAGAAGAACUUCAAGAUUGAUGAGGACAAGCCAUAUGCUGAGAUGUGGAUGGGCACAUACCCCGUUUUGCCAUCCUAUGUCGCUAGCACAGGCGAGGAUCUCCAAGACGUUCUGGACCGAUACCCUAAGGAACUUUUGGGAGAGAAAAUCACUUCAAAGUUUGGACACAGCAAGCUUCCAUACCUUCCCAAGGUUCUUUCUAUUGCGAAAGCAUUGCCAUUGCAGGUUCAUCCUAACAAGGAAUUCUCGAGUAAGAAGCACAAGGAGGACCCAGGCUCAUUCACGGAUGGCAACCACAAGCCAGAAAUCGCCCUCGCAUUGUCCGAGUUUGAGGCAUUCUGCGGCUUCAAACCUGUCGAGGCUAUCGUGGAUAUCUUACGCCAGAAGCCUUUGAGACACUUCCUUGUCGCCGGUGGCGCAACUGUCGCGGAUGAGAAGCUCAGCCAAGAAGGAUUGAAGCAGGUCGUUAAAACUAUUUUAACAUCAUCUGACGAAGACAUAAAGAAGGCUUUUCAGGCAAUCCGAGAACUCCCCGACUCUGCCUUUACGGGACUCAACUCGGCCAUUCCACAGGUCGCCAAGAAACUCGAGAAGAAUUUCCCAGCAAACGACCCUGGCAACCUAGUCGGACUGUUGUGUAUGAACUACAUGCUGCUCCAGCCAGGCGAGGUUAUCUACAUUCCUGCAGGCGGGAUUCAUGCCUAUAUCCAGGGCGAUAUCAUUGAAUGCAUGGCACGUUCUGACAAUGUUCUCAACACUGGAUUCUGUCCCAAGUCCGAGCGAGACAAUGUCGAUGAGUUCUGCUCAGUGCUUAACUGGGAGCCCACGACCAAGUCACAGACGACACUGCAGCCAGAAACUUAUCCUGGAAGCAAGGAGGGCAAGACCCAGCUCUUCAAGCCACCUACCAGCGAGUUCAACGUGCUUGCGACUGACUUGAAAUCUGGUGAGCGCGAGGCAUUGAGUGAAGGUGGUCCCAAGAUUAUGCUUGCUACACGUGGAAGCGCAAGUGUCAAGGCAAACGAUCAGUCGUUUGAGUUAUCCGAGGGCCAUGUGUAUUUCAUCGCUCAAGGAGUGAAGCUGGAUAUCACUGCUGGUAGUGGUGGUCUGUUGCUGCAUACUGCGGUUGCGGAAUGAAUGACUAUGACGAUUAACGAAGAAGACGGUUCAGUCUGUGAAACUAGAUGAGAUAGAUAAUGAAUGGAGAAACCUCUCAAGCCUGUAGUUUAAAUAGAUGUCGC